Rhea pennata is the source of this 1847-nucleotide messenger RNA. It is a transcript of the gene NXPH2, whose product is annotated as neurexophilin 2. The record is from RefSeq and is a predicted model, not a curated record. NCBI's taxonomy places the organism in Eukaryota, Metazoa, Chordata, Aves, Rheiformes, Rheidae. The transcript has 2 exons. Gene Ontology annotation, molecular function: signaling receptor binding. Bases 1 to 789 code for a protein of 262 amino acids.
AUGGGGCCGCUGCCGCUCGUGGUGCUGCAGAGCCUCCUGCGCCUGGUAUUUUGUGACACUAAUCAAGUAGUACAAGCCACAGAUGUGCUGGAUUGGGAAGACAAGGAUGCUGCAGAGACAUUGGUUGACAACGUGGUCCACUCCAGGAUCAUCAAUCCUUUACGUCUAUUUGUUAAGCCAUCUCCAGUGUUGAAACAUGGCCAGGUGUCCUACUCGGACAGCAUUGAAAACUUUUGGGAGUGGUUGUCCAACAUCACGGAGGUUCAGGAAUCUCUUGCACGAACUAAACGCAGGCCAAUAGUAAAAACUGGGAAAUUCAAGAAAAUGUUUGGAUGGGGUGACUUCCACUCUAACAUCAAAACUGUUAAACUGAACCUCCUGAUCACAGGGAAAAUCGUUGAUCAUGGCAACGGAACCUUCAGUGUUUAUUUCCGACAUAACUCGACAGGUCUCGGAAAUGUUUCUGUAAGCCUGGUGCCACCUUCCAAAGUGGUUGAAUUUGAAUCAUCUCCACAGUCGACUCUGGAGACCAAGGAAUCCAAGUCCUUCAAUUGUCGAAUUGAGUAUGAAAAAACAGACCGCGCUAAAAAAACUGCGCUGUGCAAUUUUGACCCUUCAAAGAUCUGCUAUCAAGAGCAGACUCAAAGCCAUGUCUCCUGGUUAUGUUCUAAACCAUUUAAAGUUAUCUGCAUUUACAUUGCUUUUUACAGCAUAGAUUACAAACUGGUGCAAAAGGUCUGUCCUGAUUAUAAUUACCAUAGUGAGACUCCAUACUUAUCCUCUGGCUGAUAUAAUGGAUAUUCUGAAUAACUGUAGAAAUACAGCAUCAGUCAUAAAAAUAAGUAUUUCCCUUAACCUUUUGGAGAGGAAUAUCUUUUCCUAUCAGGUUAAAAAGUCUUUAAAAAAUGUAGCUGUAUUUGUGCUGUAUCGUAAAUAAUCAAACUGUUUAUGUAACAAACAUUUUCAUUUGAGAUCAUUGCAUUUUCACUCUCUCAUCGUUAAUAAGGGAACUGCCAGGCAGACAGGUGAGCAAAAUCCAAAAAAAAAAAAAUGCACGUAAUGAACAUUGAUCUUGAAAAGGAGCUUCUUGUUAAAGUAGACUUGAUGGCAGGGAGGUUUUUGUCUUUUACUGAUUUGGACAACACUUUGCAGGAGGUGAUCCCGUUUCUUACUGGAAGCUAUAGAAGCUGAUGAUAUACAGAACAAAUAAUAAAUUAAGACUACCACCAGCUGCUUAUAUACAAAAUCCAAAUAAACAACUCUCCCACUAAUUUCAUAUCACACAUACAGGGCUCAGAAAAUCUAAUCCAAAUAUUAAAAGCAAGUGCUGUUUCUAUGAAAGAGAGGAAAGGAAGGUGCAUUUCUGUGAGUUGUGGUAGUUGUAUGUAUUCAUUGGAGUGGAAGAGUGAGUAGUUCUUCCUUCAGAAUUCUUACCUGUGGAUAUGCAAUGAUGUAAUUAGACAUUGAUGUGCUUUAGUUUAUAGGGACAAGCGUACAGGUUUGGUGUACAUUUCUUUCUUCUGUGGUCACCAUUCUUUUUGGUUAUUCUCAAAUAUUUACAUAUACACCAGUACUAGUCUUACAGUGAUAGAGAGUUUGUGUACCUUGGAGAAGGAUGAUCUCUGCUUAAGCCUGAAAAUGAUACAACAGAGGCCAGCUUCCAUUCAAAGAAAGCAAUUAUCUUAUCUUGCUAUUUAGCCCUCUUAGCAUUAUGCUGUAGCAAGGAAAAUACAUCGCAGCAUAAGGAUAAUACCUGAAUAAAACAAGCUUUCUGCGUAGUGAUACCCAGUUGUCUUCCUUAGUACGGUAUUGCAUAUUUAAAGCCAGUAUAUGAGCACUGAAAAAUA